GGGCGGCGCUAUAAAUAAGCAAGCGUUGGAUCGUGCUUUGAACAUCGUGCAAUGCAAACGCCGUAUCACUUCGUCGCGAGUGCUGUUAGCGGUAACACACGGAGUGAGUUUGUGUGGCGUGUUCCGUCCAGUGAAUUGAGGCAAGCUUUUAUCAGCUGUAAUUUCUGUUUAAGAAUACAAUUUGUCACAGUUAUCGUACCAGUGUUUUGAAAAAACAGCAAUAUCAAACGUGUUAAACAGCUCGCAACAGAUGAGUUAAGGCCACUACCCUUCUCUAAUCGUGUGCGUCGAGCUAAGCGUAUCUUGCAAAGGAUGCGUCAUCACAUGUUCGUGUCAAUACCGGUAAACACCGGCCGGCGUCAUGAAGUGCGCAUGACCGAGUGCAUAUGAAUUGAGAGUGAGAACGUGUUUAAAUUGGUUCAUUGAGAAAGAAUGUAAUGUAGCAAAAACGAUACUCAUCGUGUGACUUCAAACGAAAUGAUAAGCAUGUGGUGAUGGGAAUUCCCCAAUGUAAAGCAUUUUGCUUGUGUUUACUUGCCGAUUCCGGCAGACGGAGACGGUUUCAGUUAUUCUGCAGUUGUGUGAACCAACGUGACCUUGACAGCUUCGGAAUUUCCACUCCAUAGCAGUAUAGUAGCGUGGUUGACAAUGUUGCGAUUAAAUUGUGAAAUUAUUCAAAUGUGAUUGAAUUUGAGUGAAGUUUGAUGUUAUGUAGCGUCAAACCAAGCAAGACAGCGUAACGUGCUGAUGCCCUGCGUGAAGGAUUACUUCUUCGAAACGGCUGUAAUCUAUUAAGCGAUUAACGUACAAAUCCAACAAGAUACGGGAUAUGGUCGUUGAUAAGGAAAAUGUAUAAAGUGAUAAGCGGUUGUGGCUGGUGCUUACCAGUAAAGUGAAUCAGUGAAUUAAAAAAACGUGCUAAUAAGCAAUAACAUAAAAAGACAUCCGAUCAUGGAAUUGCCGGUGACGAUACGGGAGAGGAGUGUGGACAGUCGAACGGUGAUUGAAGUGAAAGGGAAGCAUAUCGUGCUAAGUGAAAUUAAAUCACGCAUAGAAACUCUCUUGGCCAACUCUACUGUUGAAGAGGUUCGUAUCUUUGCUGGCAUCAUUCUUACCAUCGAUGUGGAUCUUUCUCGCGAUGUUUGGCAUGGGCGAAAUCUGGUGGUUUUGGCGAACGAAAUCAAAGUGUGCACUACGGUUCGUUGGGAUGUGUCUGGGAAAGAUAACGACCAUACCUACACGUCCAAUGCCGGUACGGAUGGGAACGGUGUUGGCAAACAAGGAGCCGAUGGAUAUCCGGGCGAAAGUGGAGGUAACGUUUUAUUGCAGGCAAACACAAUUCAACACCCCGAACGAUUGACGAUCAUUUCGUACGGUGCAAACGGAAGCAACGGUCAGGAUGGUGGCAAUGGAAAGGCGGGCGUCGACGGUAAAGGUAUCUCUAGGGCAGACUUUAAGGACAAGUUUCCGCCGACUGCCAAGUUUUUGGAGUGGCAGCGUGCCAACCUUGUAGACACCACUGUCAAAAACAUUAGAAACUUAACUAGAAACAUUAAGACACAGUGGUUAGUUACAACAAUUCCCAUAUUUCCCGUUUAUACCACUCACAGAGAAAACGUACUGGAUCACAGGGAUUGGCGUGUCGAUUUCUUUGAUAGUCUUUACAUCGAGGUGGAAACGCACGAUGGCUGCGAGAUAACGUUUUCUUUUCAGCAAGGCACACCGUUUUACAACUGCCAAUCGUUUCUGAUGUACAAGGGAACAUCUGGCCAGCGUGGACAGGCUGGCGGAGGAUAUGGGCUGGGAGGUCAAGGUGGAUUUGCUGGCGAAGUGACAAUCAAAAGUUUAUACGACGGUCGUACGUUUGACAUUAAGACAUACUGCAACCGGGGCAAUGAUGGAGAAAACGGAAAGGGUGGAUUGUAUGGUGCGCACGGUAAAAAUGGUUGGGACAUGGGUUAUGUGGAUUACUCGGUCGCGGACAAUCCAGUGAUGUAUGGACAAGAUGAAAAGAGCAAACUUCAGCUGUCGUUCUAUGACGAAAAUUCAUCCAGCAGAAUGUAUUGUCCAUAUAAGGCUUACAUUGAAAGCAGCUAUCGAUAUGCUGGAUUCCAGGUAUCAAGAAUCGACCACCAAUCUAGUAACGCAUUCGAGGAAAGGAACAACACCCAGGCACGUACCGAAAGACAGCAUCAUGCGAAAGCAAUAGGGAAGAAAUCCAUUCCUGGAAUGCGCGUUGCUGCUGCAUUUUCUGAAUACUUGCAAGAAAUUGAACAAGAAAGGCAGCAAUUGGAAAAACAAAGGAUCGAGAGAGAAAAGCAAGAAUUAGAACGGCUGCGAAUCGAGAGAGAAAAACAGGAAUUAAAGAAACAACGGGAAGAACUUGAAAAACAAAAUUUGGAAAAACAACGGAUCGAGAGAGAAAGGAAGCAGGAAUUGGAGAGACAACGGAUUGAAAAAGAAAAGGCACGAUUGGAAAAACAACGGAUUGAGCAAGAAAAGCAGGAAUUGGAGAGGCAACGAAUCGAAAAAGAGAAGCAAGAGCUGGAAAAACAGCGGAUCGCACAAGAAAGGAAAAACAUUUUACAACAACAAAUCGAACAAGAAAAGCAACGUUUAGCACGACAGCAGAUUGAAAAAGAAAAGCAACAAGAAUUGGCUGAACAGGUGAAAGAAUAUUUGAAUUGUGAUGCAUUGCAGCAAGUUGUUGAAAGCCAAUACACAGAUCUUGAUCGAGUCACGGAUCUGGACAUAAAACGAUUUGUUAAUUUUACACAAGAUACUUCUGAUCUGGAUCGAAACGAGUUUGUUAAACUUGGUGAAAUGUAUAAAGAUCCUAGUCGAGAGGAAAUAUUCAGCAAAUUGAACAAUAACUUGAAUCUAGACGAUUGGCUACAGCUUCGAACACGUUCUAUUGAUCGCCCUGAGCUGGUGUCUUUGGUGGAACAUUUUGAAACAUUAAAAUCACAGUUCGAACGAUUGCUUGGAAGGGAUUGCAGUGCUAAGAUAACGCCCGUUACGGAAACGUUGAAAAUCAAGUAUAAAACAGCAAUUCUAAAAGAAAUUACUCAGGAACUGCCGACCUAUCACACAACAGUGAAUCGUUUCGUAUUGACAGCACAGACUGUAGCGAGAUAUCUGGAAGAAACGGAUGAAAAAAAUGACACAUUUUAUCAUCCCGUUCUUGGCACUUUAAAGCAAUACAUUUUUGAAAACAAUCCAGCUCAACGAGAUAACAUUAACAAAUUCAUGGCAAAAGCAUCAGAAAGUAACGACAAUGCGAUCAAACGUGCCGUAGAAACAUUCAUUAUGGAAACAGAUAGCUCAAAAGAUGAAAAUAAACGUGUGAAACUGUUUUAUGAUGAGUAUCAGGAUUAUUUAGAGAAACAGCAAAGAAAUAUUGAUGCUAUAACGCAAUCAUUAGCAGCAGAACUAAAGAAAUCUAAACAUCAAGAAGCAUUCCGUCUGUGGAAUGAAAGCAUUGAUGACGAUGGUUUGCUGGAAGAUCUUGAAGAAUUGAUUAGAAAAGAUAAGGUGUUAAGCUCACUGUAUGAUGAACUGAAGCGUGCGGAAAAUGCUGAAUAUGAUUGGGAAAGGUGUUGUACCGAUGAAAAAAUACAAGAAAUACUCCAGAUCAACUUAAAGCAGGAAGGAAUCAUGUGCAAAAGUUACAGAAUACUGCUAGCGUAUUUGUAUGAUGUGAACAUUCGGGUGUAUGCCAAGGAUGAGGACAAUGAAAUUGUUCUGAUAGAAGAUCAUAAUCCAAAAUCCAUUAAAAUUACACACAUUUUACACAAAUCGAACGAAUUCAUUCAACUGAAAAUCAAUGAAAGUUUCCGUCAGUUAGAAGAAGAGCGUCUGCACAAGGAUCGAAUUUUCAGACGAAUUCUGACGGAGAUAAACGGAAUGCAGGACAUACAGACCAUCGAGAAUUACUUCGAACGAGAAGUAUUUUAUCGAAACAGUUCAAAUUUCGCUAAAAUGUUUGAAGAUUUAGAAGACGAGAUAACUGUUGAAAAGAUUGCAGCAUUUUUUUCAGCCGAUGAGAAGGACCAAAUUGCUCAUCGUCUGAAGAACAUUUCUCCCAAAUACACCGGCCAACAUGGAGUGUUCGAAAGCAUCUUACUGCGUUUUUCUUUCGAAGGCAGCCAUGUGUCAUCUAACGAACUGUGUUUCUUAAUCAACUCUAUACUUGCUCACACUGUUGAAGCAAGACAAGAAAGGUACACCUUUUCAUGGAUUGUUGCAGCAUACAAUCAGUGCAGUUGGACAGAUGAGCUGGUGUUGCUGCAGCUGGAGAACUGCUACAAGAGACAGCUGCAGGAAAAGCCCAAAUGGCGCAAGUACAUGUCAAACAUCGAAAAUAAGGGAGCUUUGCUAGUGUUUUCUGCUCAGUUUACUCGUAAGCCUUGUCCUGCGCAGUGUGUUGAAGAUAUCUUGCACUUGCUGAGUAACAUUCCAAUAGAAUCGGUUCGUCUAGAUGAACUGGAGCUAACAGAGUGGCCUUAUGUGCUUAAGGAAUGCUAUUGGACACAUAAGUUAAAAGCUCUUAUAACGUGGGGAAAUGACUCGGAAGCCUUAACUUCUGCUUCGUUCUUCGUUCUGUCCAUAGAGAACACGUAUGGAAACAAGUUGAUGGAGAAUUUAUUUGAAUCGUUGGUAGAAAAGCGCAGUGAGCUUACGCAUUCUAUGUUAUUAAACAUGCUAUCUUGCUUUCAUAAACAAAAGUGGAAUUUAUGUGUUGAUGAUAUUAACCUUUUAAGUCGAUAUAGUAUCAAGAAAUGGAUUAAACAUAUGGAAGAAAAGUUCAAGAUAAACUUAAAGGAAUUAAAUAUUUCACAGAUAGCAACUAUCAUUAGAGGCAAUGCUAACACAUCAAAUAAUAUAGUGAAACAUUUACCUCAAAUUGAAAAUUCAGUAACAAGCAUUUAUAAUAACAAGAGAACGAUACAUACGAGUUUGAUAUCCUCUUUUUUGCUCAACGACGUAGAUAAAUGGGUUAAAGAGUUCCAUGUUAAGAACCAGAAAACGAAUACAAACAUGUACGAAGAAAUGCUUGCUGUAAUAGGUAGGGCAAUUGAGCUUAAGAGAGGGUUUAAGUUACGAGACACCCAGCUAUUGACAAUUUUGGCCUUACUAGUCAACGAGAAUAGCACUUUGGCACAAGUAUCUACAGGCGAAGGUAAAUCAUUGAUCGUAGUAGCGACCGCGAUCAUUAAAGCGCUCCUAGGGGAGAAGGUAGAUAUUAUCACCAGCUCCUCAGUACUGGCUCAACGAGAUGCUGUCACCAACAAUGAUAUCUACGAAUUGUUUGGUCUUAGUGCCUCCCACAACUGUAGCGAACAGAUAGAGGAGCGAAAGGAAGCUUACUCAUGUAAUCAAAUAAUUUACGGAGAUUUGGCAAACUUUCAACGUGACUAUUUAUUAGACAGAUUUUAUGGAAAGCAUGUAUUGGGUGAUCGUAGCUUUGAAAAUGUGAUCGUCGAUGAGGUGGACAGCAUGUUGCUCGAUAAGGGAAACAAUAUGCUAUACCUGUCGCAUGACAUUGCUGGUAUGGAUAAGCUGGAAUCGGUAUACUUGUUCAUUUGGCAAAUGGUCAAUACUCCGACCGAUCUUUCGGAAGAUUUACAUAUGGAAGCGGUUAAAAGAUCAGUUUUAAGUGACAUGUAUGCAAUCAUCCAGAAAGAGGAUAUCCAAAGUUUGGACAAUGCUUUGGGAAAAUCGAAUGUAUUGGUGCUAUGGGAGAGAUUAGUUAAGUCUGGAAUAAUAAAUGACGCAGGAAGAUUACAAACGAAAGCUAUUGAUUCCAACAAACUAGAAAAAGUACUUACACCAGAUUUCACACAAUACAAAGAUCGUCUAAGCUUCUUACUUACGUCUUGUGUCGAACGCGAAACGUGCAUCAAAAUACCAAAUUAUCUAAAAGCAUUCGUGGAGAGACACUUGGACAGUUGGAUUUCAAGCGCCAUAACAGCACUGUACAUGGUCCCGGGACAGUACUACGUGGUGGAUGUCGACAGAUCUGGAACAAGUGCCGACCUUAAUGCGAAUGUAAUUAUUCUCGACAGGGAUACGGGUACUGAUCAGGUGAGCUCACAGUGGGAUGAGGCGUUGCACCAAUUUUUGCAGCUUAAGCACGGUUGUAAGCUGUCAACCCAAAGCCUGAAAGCAGUUUUCAUUUCCAACGUUACAUAUUUGAAAAUGUAUGAACUGCUUUAUGGUUUAACAGGAACGUUAGGAUCACAGAGAGAAAGACAUCUGCUUGAGGAGAUACAUCGGGUUGACUUUGUUACUGUUCCUACCGCCAAGUCGAAGCAGUUUGAAGAGUAUGAACCUAUCAUUUGUUCGAGCAGUGAGGAUUGGAAAAUACAAAUACGACAAGAGGUGAAUAAACUCACAAAAACUGAUAAGAGAUCGGUCCUGAUCAUUUGUGAAACGAUCAGAGAUGUUGAAUCAUUCCAGAUGGUGUUUGAUUCUGAGGAGCACUCAAACGUUCACACUUAUGUACGUGAUUAUGAAACGUUUACUGUUGCGGAAGGGGACAGAAAGUUGGAACCGGGACACGUUAUCAUUGCUACCAACUUGGCAGGUCGUGGCACAGAUAUAAAAAUAUCCGACGACCUUCGGAAGGCCGGAGGGUUACACGUGAUACUAACAUACCUUCCGGUGAACAUUCGAAUUGAAGAGCAAGCAUUCGGAAGAGCAGCUAGAAGCGGAGAUGAGGGAUCAGGUCGGAUGAUAAUAAUGGUAGCCGAUGGAAAAAUGCACAAUCGUUCUAUGAUAUUUACCCUCAAGCAAAAACGCAAUGUCGAUGAGCUUUUCCGCAUAUCUGCUAUAAAAACUUAUUACGAAACCAAUAUUAAAACAGAAGAGAAUUGUUUUGAAGCAUUCAACGAGCUGUACGAGAAAAAAAUGAAACUUUUAGCUAAUGCUGAAACGCCAGAGCCUGUGAAGGAUAUUCUGCUCCAAAGUUGUUUGGACAGAUGGUCGUUUUGGUUAGACGAAAACAAUGUACAGAUAGGAAAAGCAUCAGAUGAGGCUUCCAAGCGGGAAGUAAAACAACUGUUGGAGCACUUUCUAUCACAAUUUGAUGAUCUGAAAGCAACGAGCGCAAACUAUUGGCCAGCUUGGGUUGAAGAAAAUCCAAUGCAAAUGAUCAAAUUGGGAAAAUAUAUUUCUGAACACGAUUCGAAGCAUCGCAAUACAGCUAUGCAACUGUUUGGGAAAGUUAUCUCGAAUGAACCGUGUUUUUGCGAAGCCGCUUAUUACUAUCGUGCAUACACACGAUCGCUUGACAACAUGAACGUUGGCGACUUCAAAAAGGAUUUGCGUAUGGCAGAAAAACUCUUAAACGAUCAUAUAAAAUAUGCAAUGCAUGCAUCAGGUAUGGUGUGUAAGCUAAAGAAUAACACACCACCGAUUGAGGGCUAUGAAGAGCAAAAGAAGUGUCUCAUUAAUCUAUACUCACUGUUCAUUCAAUCGAUAGAAGAUAUGUUGGGUCAUGCUGUAAAUCCUGAAUCGUUUGUUAAUUAUGAAAUAAAGGAGGAUGUUGCUGGAAUAAUCUUUGACGAUCUUGUACGAAUCGGCAUGAUAAAGAAGGCUCAAGUAAUCGAUAACAUACCUAAUGAUCAGAUUCAGAGACUUCACGUCGAGUACGGGAUACCUGCAGAUCAGCUGAAGAAGUUCUUAGCUCAACAUAGGGGCCCUAUCGAUAACAAAGAAUUCCUUAAAGCUAUUCGAGAAUCAUUUUCAUUUCCAAGCAGAAGCGAAUUUUGGGAAACACUUAUUAACCAAAAGGCGCUGUACAAUGUUGAAAGGUAUGUUGCGAUCAAUGAAGAACGGCUCAAAAUAAUGGAUCCUGCUCUAAUGAACGUUCUGAAUGAAAAGGUAGACAAAGGACAGCUGGUGAAAGCAGUUGUUAAGCUAGAUAAGCGCCAGAUCUUGUUGAUCCACGAACAACAGUCACACUUUUACUAUGAGAAAGAGAAGCUCAUUGAUAUGAUCGGUAAAACGAAGUAUAUCUCUCUUGAAGAAAAUGGUCUACUAUCAUGCAACGAAAAGGCUACAAUAGACAAGGAUAUAAUUGCUGAUUGUAUGUUUUCUGUCUAUGAUUCUAUAACAGUUCAGGAUAUUACAAACAAGUCAAGAAUUACAACGAGUGAAGCGAAAAAUAUCAUAGCGGAACUACUUAAGCGUAAUGUUCUACAAAAAAGGGAUGAAACGUUUGUCCUACCAAUGAACUAUGACGAUAGCCAGGAUGUCUUGCUUCCCACCUAUUCAGUGUAUGAGAGUGUCGUUAGAAACGUCCUUGCUUCAUGUUUUGCAUACAGAUUAGCUCUGAGAAACAUUGCACGACAACUAGAAGAGGAGAACUGUUCUGACAUUCGUAUAGAAUUGAAGCCCAAUCCCCAUCAAAUGUUUUUUACCGACUUACUGGAGCAUAAGAUAAUACUCCCUCCUAUGGCCACGCAUGAGAUCGAUGAAAGUAAAAUCAAGGCAAUGUAUAAAACAUCAUGGUCGAAAGGGGCAUGGAUAAGCAUACUUUCUAAGGAUAUUGGUUUGUCUCAAGAAUACACCAAGCUCCUGGUGGAUGUGCUGCUUAAAAACCGUUGGAUUGUUCCAAACCCCUUAAUGGAAUUGUUGUUAUUUUCUCCUUCAAAUAACAUGUCUGAAGAAAUAAAGAAUGCAUUGGCAAGCUACAGGUUCAGUUCGAAAGAUGACCGAACUAGCGUAGCCUAUUUAAAAUCAUGCAUUGCAUCAAUCAAUCAAAAACAUGGGCUUCUUGAAUCCUAUGACGUUGGAGUUGCGAUUGAAAAGUGGUUUAACAAUCAAUUGCUGUUAAUUGAAAACGGAACUGCUAAACAUAUUGAGAAUGUCUUAAGUAAGUCGAAAUCGUCCUUAGCAGCAUUAAAUGUUCCGCAAGGCACGCUGAAAUCGCUCAUGGACUUUUAUGGUAAAGGAAACUUUGGAAGCAUCGAUGAGAUGCGGAUCUUUAUCACAAACGGCUUAGAGCAUCUGUUAGAGCUAGGAGAGAAAAAAUGGACCAUGGAAAUGAUAUUGAAAACCUCACUGGUGUUAGCGGCUGGUGUAGCACAGAUAGCAAUUGGCGCUAUAAUAGAGGUGUAUUCGGUUGGAAUGAUGACUCACGUUGCCGGCGCUUUCAUUGGCGAAGGUGUCAGCGACAUCAUGUUUGCUGUGGGUGCUUUUAAGUCAGGUUACUUCAGCUGGAAAGAUUACGGAAAGCAUAAGUUACAAAGUCUGCUUUUUACGAUCGGUACGGCCGGUGUGGGAAUGUAUCUCUCCCAGGGCGCCAAGAUGUCUCGCAUAGGUUAUAAAGUUGCUGGACCAAGCCUGGAGUACGGUGGCAAACGGGUUGCCGAAUCAUCUGGAAAGCAGUUAAUCAAAGCAGUUGGUGGAUGGACGGUCGUUAAGGAGACAGCGAAGCGUGUGGCGCUCAAAACGGCAGAAGGUGUCGCAUUUGCUGUGGCAAAUACGGCCGUGGAUACGGUUGUUGAAAAUCAUCUGCAAUCCAUGUUGAACUCAUUAGCCUCGGACAUUUUGUCUGGAGUUAAGGGUGAAGUAGCAAAUCACAAGGUUGCUCACAAUUUGCAGAAAGCGUACGAUCGUUUAGGGGAAAAUGACGCUAGAGCCCUCGUGAACGACUUGACAAAUGCAUUCAUGAUGGAACAGAACACAACACAAACCUUCCUUCCAUUCACCAAGCAAAUAAGCCAAAGCGUGAUGCAAGGAAUCGGGAAGGCAAAUAAAAAAACAGGUACCACAAACAGUGCCAUGGUGCUGAUCAACCAAAUCAGUCGAGUAAUGGAUUGUGUGGAUCGUGUUGCACAAGUCUAUAAAAUGCGCAAGGCAACACACAAAUUGCUUGAUAGUAUUAACAUUGAAAUGGAGCGGAAACUCGCAAACAUUGAGCAGAACUCAGCUCCAUCGAAAGAAACCCCGGCAAAUGGCAAAGAUUUUGAGCGCUUUCAAAGGGAAGUGGUUGAGCAAUGGGAAACGACGUUAAGUAAGCACGUUGGGCAACUGAUCGCACAACAUGUUGUGCUGCCAGUGCUGAAAAUGGGCGUAAAUAGUGUCCUUUUACAUGUAGGUUCAGCAUUGAAGGACAUUAGACGCAGCAUGAUAGAGUCGGAAUUGAGCAGAGAUGUUCACCGGCUGAAGGACGAACACGAACAGAAGAUGAAUCGGCCCGAUAUGACAGCAGAAACAAAGCGUCAACUGACAGAGGAAUAUCAUGGUCAAUUGCUGAAGAUUAUGCACAAGACUCGUAGUCCGUCUCUGUUUGCCACCAUCAUCCGGGAAAACGUGCCAAUGGAUUUGACUUGUGUCGGGGCCUGUACUCCAAUGAUACAUAAAAUGCUACAGGCACAACAUGGUGCGUUAUCGGGGCUCACAAUCACUGUCCACGGGGAAAAGGGUAUAAAACAAUCGUUCAGUUCUGGAACGGGUGGUCCCGAGAUUCACCUAGAUCUGAAGGGCAAUCAUUUCACUUUCGGAGCUGGAGAGUCAACUGUUGCCACGACAGGUAAUAAUUGUCUGUACGAAGCACUAGCCACAGCUAUACCGGAUCUGCAAGCUGUAGGAGAGGAUUCGUUCAGGUCCAUGUUGUGUGAUUCCAUCCAGCAUGAUGACAGCAUGCACCAUCACAUUCGACAGGGAUGGCAUCGUGUGCCGUUAAAGCAUGGUGCGGUUGGCGGAGCCCGCAAGUCCCCUGCCAACACGACCAAUAAAGGAGAUGGUACAUUCAAAGCACCGACGGUGAUCUUGUCGAAUGAUAGAUCGAAAGGAAAACCUAAAGCACGUUGCUUAAGCAAAACGCCGUACGUAGAUGAUGAAUCAUCCACAACCAAUGAGCUGCAAGGCGAAACAGGUCAACCCGCCACGAACGAUUCCAGAACUCCCGAGUAUCAUCUGGAUUCGCGUGUAGCUCACCAUACGGGUCGUUUUGCAGGGGAGUUGAAAAAAAUCGCUGAAAUAACGAACAUUCCUGUGGAUGAACUGAUCAAAGCGGGGCGCAGUAUGUUCAAGGCGAGCAGAAACUGCUCUGGACAGGAUCAGCAGCAGGCGCAUGUGGUGCGGGUUUCCAUCCUGGUGGAAAGGCUAAAAACCGACUUUCCAGAUUUAUACCAAAGGCUCACACGCCACGCCGGUCACACACAGCUAGUUGAUAAGUUUGUGAACGUGUUUCAUAAAAUAGGUGGAGAUAUCGAUAGGAAUCAGGCCGACUGGAUACUUGAUCUUGCAACUGUAGAUUUCACGAAAGGAUUAAACGAUCAUUCGAGAGAAGUGUUUGAGAAAUAUAAGAGCUCUGUUUUGAGAGUAUUUGAUAACAACAUCAACUCAAACAAGUACAGUAAAGAGCAGGUGUUGGUUAUAAAAAAUGCAAGAAAAAUUAUUAAUAACACUAGUACAGAGGUGUUGUUUGAACGUGCACAGAAAGGAUAUGAUUUUAAAUAUGAAUACAAACCUUCGGGGCGCGGUGUGGGAAGACCCAAAAUUUAUAGAACAGAAAACGAGGAAUAGGUUUAUUGGUUCCUUAAUUUUCGACAUACUUUGAGGGCAAUGAGAAAUAGGUGCAACUUUCAGAAGAGAUAUAAGGAUUUAUUUGAAAUAUUGACGAGGUGCAUCGGAAGGAUAUCUACAUUUAAACUAUAUAGAGUUAGUUUCAUAGCUACAUAACCUAUACCAGCCACAUUAUAGCUUCAGCUGGAUGAAAACCAGCUAGUUAUUUAAGCGUCCCUGUUUAAGUAGUUUUGCCUGUGUACUUAUUUAGAGUUCGUAAUUAGUGAUCAUUUUCCGAGACACAAACGUAAGGGUAAGGCAAAAACCUCGGUUGCCCAAUGAACCCAAUAAGGUGGACACUUAACAAGAGACAUAAGGGUAACCAUUGAAGAAACAUCUCCUUCGUAUUACGAAUCCCCUGGCAUGCUACUACAUUCAUUUUGAUUUUUUUUCGCAUAGCCAUAGUGGCACGGGAAGGUCUUGUGGUACUGUCGUUAAGUUGCGCGGCCUAACGCCGCACAUGGACCGAAGCUUCCUUCUAUACAUGACUGAUUAUUCUGCUUUAGGAAUAAACCAAUCACAUCGCCAGCAGCCAAGCCUAUCGGUAGCCUAGACCGGCUGCGAUUGCUGCACCCAAUGCGAGAUAAGAGAGCGAGCUUGUGGUAGGAGCGAAAAUCUGGUUUUUAUUUCGUUUUCUACAGGCUUUGUGCCUAUUGGCUUCAAUCUCUACGUAGGAGAUAAAAUGGUUUCAUGAAUGCUAAGGGAAUAUGGAUAGAGUAAUGUUACGCCCCUAAAUUACAGGUUUAUGUGUUCGUUAAUAUCAUUGUUCAUCCAACUUAGUUGUGCUUGUAUAUUUUCUGCGACCCGCUGAUAUAGAGUGGGGUAGGAGAUGCUUAAUUGUUUAUCACACGAUUACUGGAGGUUAUAGGAGAGAUACAUUUGUAGGUAAAUUAUAUUGAAAAAUUAUUUUAAUUUGAAACCAAUACAAACACUUCAAUUUCACAUCAACGUAACGAAAGCUACAACCAUCUUUUUGUCAUACACCCUCAUUCAUUCUCAUCCAACCUUUGGAGCUCUAUCAACUUUUGAAAUUUUCACCGGGAUUUAUUUUUUUGACAUCGCUUUUGACAGAAGCUUUAGACUUCUUGAACAUAAUUGUUCAGGUUGGAAACCAGUGGUUUAUAUUAGUUCUUGUAUUUAGUUGUUUACCCGCCAUCAAAAAUAAGCGACGCGUAGCUAACUCUUGAGAAAUAAGCGCUUAUCGCAUUUACGAUUAUACUGAAGAUGGAAUAAUCAUAGGCAGUGAAAUCGGAUAGAGUAUACAAAACUUAAUUGCCUGCGUGUCGCAUUUCAGAAUAGACCGGCCUACACUACAAAAACUGUGCAGCCAAGGCUCGUGAAUUGUCAUGGACCAAACGUCCAUUGUCCAGGGGACCCUGAUCGCUAGUACUCUGCUAACUGUUAUACAUACUAGAUACAAUACACUACCGAUUUACGGGGCCCUCUAACCGAAGGGGCUCGAGGCGACCGUCUAGAGCGGUUGUCGUUGGAUCCGCCACUGUUAGUAGGACUGCGAGUGAAAAAGGCUGCCGGAUGGACGCUACUGAUUGCAAGCAUUACCUUCAGAUAUUGCUGUUCAUCCUCGUGCGCGUAGCAAAGUAGUGUCGGAGGCAACGACUGAUGAACUAGCAUUGUUUCGGUUGGGCACAGCUGAACGCAAAGGCAGAAAGACACGCGUGCUGAUUUGCUUCGAAUUCUGAAAUACUCCAAACGUUAUGUUGAAAGAAGGUUGACAGAAGUCGAGCUCAAAAGACCGGUUGGUAGAAAUAUUAGUGAUAAGAGUGGCAGAUGGAAAGGAACUAAUAAACCGCUGCUGGAAAAACACA
Molecule: messenger RNA, 13406 nt
Organism: Anopheles arabiensis
Lineage: Eukaryota; Metazoa; Arthropoda; Insecta; Diptera; Culicidae
Exons: 1
Coding region: 952-11541 (3529 amino acids)
Biological process (GO): protein import; protein targeting
Cellular component (GO): membrane
Molecular function (GO): ATP binding; ABC-type protein transporter activity
Source: RefSeq, a predicted model, not a curated record